AUGGCUCAGAAUGGUGCUGCUCUUUGGAGACGCCUUGAGCUCGAUGCCUGGGCUAAUAUAAAGACGGCCGAUCGUGGACCUCGACCUGAUCAACGCAUUGCCGACUCGUGGGCGGCCAUAGCAAGUAGACCCGUGAAACGAAAUGCAUUGGUCGCUUCGAUACUCGAAUUACAAGCAGUACAGGCUGAUAUAAUCAACAACCCACUCAGCGACGAGAUGCGAGUCGCGGACGACGCAGCGGUGGUGGACCAGUGGCUCGCAGAUGCCCGGGCAGCUUUGCCUUUGAGGACGAGACUUGCUGAUCUAGGUACCGAGAUUUAUGAACAGAUACAAGACAUGUUUUCCCAAAAAGAAUGUGUAGACACAGAGGAUUACCUUGCACAAAUGUCGAUAGACGAGGAUAAAAUUGUCGAUACUCUAAAGGCACGGAUAGCCACCAUCGAGAAACGACGAGCAGCUCUUAAUGAUGAUGAUGAUGACACUAGUAUGGAUGGAGCAUCGUCCGACGAAGAAGAAAAUAGAAUGUCCUUUGGUCGCCUUUCAUCCCAAUGGUUCGAUCAGGGCUCAGCAGGAUCGGGAGGUAACGAUAAAUACAUACAGACCUUCGUCAAGGUUGUGGCAGGGAAGAUUGUAGAUCGGGUCAUCAUCAAAGAAGAAACGGAGGACUGGGGCGAGCAGUCGCUCUGGGACUCGACAACAAUACCUGGCAGGAAUCUACGCACGGAGAUCGCAAGCAUGCUGCGAGUUCGAGGGGGAAAUGGCUCGGACAAGAUUGUCGAGCUUCGAAAUUGGCGAACUAAUGACAGCGCUGGGACCGCCCGGAAUCGUCCCACGAAGUAUCGGCUUUACUUGGAGUACUGCGGCUUCGGAGAUCUUAACAAACUGAGGAGUUCACCGCCCGCCUUCAUACCGGAACCUUAUAUGUGGAAGAUAUUUGAGGAUCUUGUAAUUGCAUGCACUCUACUCGACAGAGAGUCCAUCAUUCAUCGCGAUUUCAAAAUGGAGAAUGGUGAGUGUCCAUGA
Messenger RNA from Ramularia collo-cygni, 1023 nucleotides. RefSeq lists its product as uncharacterized. Gene Ontology annotation, biological process: protein phosphorylation. The record is from RefSeq and is a predicted model, not a curated record. The coding region runs from base 1 to 1023 and encodes 340 amino acids. Gene Ontology annotation, molecular function: protein kinase activity; ATP binding. Lineage: Eukaryota; Fungi; Ascomycota; Dothideomycetes; Mycosphaerellales; Mycosphaerellaceae. The transcript is spliced from 5 exons.